UUUUUGAUUAAGGGAGAUAUUAUGGAAGAAGAUAAAGCUUUAGAUAAGAAAGUAGAUAGGGAUGAUGGGAUUGGUAAUGAGGAGGUGCCAGAGAGGGAUACGAAAAUGAAAUCUCCUAAAGAAAAUAAAAAGAUCAAGAAAACAGAUCAGAAGAAAUGAGAAGAAGAAUCUAAAUCAGCUUCAAAAGCUAGCACCAACAUUUUCCAAGUACGAUAAUUUAAAGAUAGUUUGAAGAGAAUUCAAGCAAAGUAAUUGACCAAAAUUAUAGAGGAACAGCAAGCAAAAGCAGCCAUACUUCUGCCAACGCUUAAAAGAAGUCUUGGUAAACUACAUCAUAGCUGAGGAUUCACAGAAAAUUGAUUACAGGUCUUUCAUAUCCCCAGAUGAUCGUAAAGACUUUGACAAGAGAGAGGAGAGCAUUGAGGUUGAAUUUCUUGAAAUUAUUGAUAAAUACGCAGAGGAAGGAAACGAAACCCAAGGCUAUAAAUAAAGCAGAAGAAAUUCUUUUUAAAUUUAUUGAGACUCACACAGACCAGACAAACUACAAGCUUAACAUUGUUUUCCCAGAAAUUGAAGGAGAUGUAAAAGAGAAAAAUGACAGAAGAAAAUUAGACAAAUUAAAGGUAAAAGAAGCUCUGGGAUACGCCUACACUUACAAUGGGUAUUUCUACCUUGGAAUUGCUCAGUAUGAGCUUGAAAAAUACAAAGAAGCAUCCUCAAAUUUUGAAAUUGCUUCAAGGUUCACUCCACAUAACUCAGAGGUUAAUUUUUACAAAGGAAUGAGUUUCCUUAAAGACGGGAAAUAUGAUGAUUGUAAAGCCGCCUUUAAGAAAUGUAUUAAGUAUGACAACUCCAACAUCACUGCUGUUAGCAACCUCGCGUAUGCCUAUAACAUCUCAGGUCAUUAUGACUCAGCCAUAAAGGUUUGAGAGGAUUAUAUCGAUCAUGUUGAUCAAAAUGCACCAGAGUAUUACAUGUACCUAAGAAAUUGGACUUAUGCACUCAUCAAAGAAAAAUUCUUUGUUGAUGCUAUUGUGAAUAUCAGAAAAGCCAUUGAGAUUAACCCAAGAGAUCCAGAAAACUGGGUGAUGUGGGGAACUGUUCAAAAGAUUAAUGGAGACUUUGCCAGCGCAAAAAAUAAGUUUGAAAUCGCUCUAAAAAUCGAGCCAGAGCAUUCUUUAGCAACCCAAGAACUGUACCAAAAAGGACUAGACAUAUUUAUCUCAAACAUAUCCGCCGAAUAAUCCUCUCUCAAAAUCCUAAAACCCCAUUAAAUGCAUAAAAACCA
Molecule: messenger RNA, 1288 nt
Organism: Moneuplotes crassus
Lineage: Eukaryota; Ciliophora; Spirotrichea; Euplotida; Euplotidae
Source: the annotation of a GenBank genome assembly